Megalops cyprinoides (Indo-Pacific tarpon) is the source of this 1332-nucleotide messenger RNA. RefSeq names its product polymeric immunoglobulin receptor-like. The transcript is spliced from 8 exons. The record is from RefSeq and is a predicted model, not a curated record. Bases 1 to 1332 code for a protein of 443 amino acids. NCBI's taxonomy places the organism in Eukaryota, Metazoa, Chordata, Actinopteri, Elopiformes, Megalopidae.
AUGGCUCCUCUGAUCUUCAUCCUCUUCAUCCUGACAGGUGCUGACGGUUUGAGGACAGUGAGCAGGUUAACUGUGCAGGAAUGGGCAUACGUCACUAUCCCAUGUUACUAUGAUCAGAACUAUAAAGCUCAUGUCAAAUACUGGUGUCGGGGGUAUCACUGGCACAACUGUGCCACCAUAGUGCGCACUGACUCUCCACAGACAACAGGAAAAGUGUCAAUCACAGAUGACCCCGCCCAGCAGGUCUUCACUGUGACCCUGAAUGACCUGCAGGUUAAAGACUCUGGUUAUUAUUGGUGUGGUGUGGAGAUCAAUGUGGGACGAGAUGAUGGAGAGCGUCUACAUCUCACAGUCACUGAAGGUACCCCAGACCUGUCAGUGGUGAGGGACAUGGUGACAGGUGAGGUAGGCGGCAUUGUAAGAGUCUUUUGUCGCUAUGGUGACAGACUCAAGGAUGAAGAGAAGAUGUGGUGCAGGUUUGGGGAGUGGAUCUCCUGUCUGACAGCAGGGGGGAGUGGGACGUCCCAGGACAAAGUCAAUCUGCACGUUAACCACACACAGCGGCUCCUCACCGUGGCAGUGAGGGAACUGGAGAGGAAGGACACAGGCUGGUACUGGUGUUCUGCAGGAGACCUACAGAUCCCAGUUCAUAUCAGCGUUACAAAUAAACCUACUGUCACCACAGCUUCGACGCCAACCAAACACAGGGCUGACCCAAAAAUGUGCAGACGGUUUGAGGACAGUGAGCAGUGCACCACCAUAGUGCACACUGACACUCCACAGAGGAAAGAGAAUGUAUCAGUCACAGAUGGGCCCGCCCAGCAGGUCUUCACUGUGACCCUGAAUGACCUGCAGGUUAAAGACUCUGGUUAUUAUUGGUGUGGUGUGGACAUCAAUGUGGGACGAGAUGAUGGAGAGCGUCUACAUCUCACAGUCACUGAAGGUACCCCAGACCUGUCAGUGGUGAAGAACAUGGUGACAGGUGAGGUAGGCGGCAUUGUGAGAGUAUUUUGUCGCUAUGGUGACAGACUCAAGGAUAAAGAGAAAAUGUGGUGCAGGAUUGGGGACCAGAUCUCCUGUCUGACAGCAGGGGGGAGUGGGACGUCCCAGGACAGAGUCAAUCUGCACGUUAACCACACACAGCGGCUCCUAACCGUGACAGUGAGGGAACUGGAGAGGAAGGACACAGGCUGGUACUGGUGUUCUGCAGGAGGCCUACAGAUCCCAGUUCAUAUCAGCGUUACAAAUAAACCUACUGUCACCACAGCUGCCAUUUCCCUGCUCUUCCUCACAUGCACCAUCAUCUCUGCCAUGAUCGUCAGAGACCAGUAA